Messenger RNA from Labrus mixtus (cuckoo wrasse), 4142 nucleotides. It is a transcript of the gene popdc1, whose product is annotated as blood vessel epicardial substance. The coding region runs from base 371 to 3208 and encodes 945 amino acids. NCBI's taxonomy places the organism in Eukaryota, Metazoa, Chordata, Actinopteri, Labriformes, Labridae. The transcript is spliced from 13 exons. Gene Ontology annotation, cellular component: sarcolemma. The record is from RefSeq and is a predicted model, not a curated record. Gene Ontology annotation, molecular function: cAMP binding.
UUUCAAGAAAACUGAGUAAAAUAAAAUGUAUGGAUGCAUGUCCUCUUAGGGCUUCCGUAGAAAGGAACUUCGCAGAAACACGAAUCUGAAUCUGAUUUUAAAAAUGUAAUAAAUAAACUUUUUGGAUGUAUUUAUAAUCUGCUGAUUAAAUUCCAUGUCUGAAGCUGCUCUUAACUCAAAUAACCUCUUUGGGGUUUUGUGUUUAUAUUCAGUCUAUUUCCGGUGAUGAAUGUGAUCCCCCUUCACUCUCUCAGGUGUCAGUUCCUCUCUCUCAUGAUCUCAGUGAGUCCUCCUCCCUCACACUCUGAAGGACUCUGCAGGAUUUUAUGUGUCAUGGUCUUCUGCUUCAUUUAACGCUGUGUAGAGAAACAUGGAGCCUCCGGACUUUGAGGCUAUGAACUUCACGGUGGAUCCGGGUCCGCCGGGUUACCCUCUGUGUGAGGGGUGGAAGGAGGGCGCGGAAGAUGCCGUGUUCCACCUCUCCAACAUCCUCCUCUUCCUCGGCUUCAUGGGGGGCAGCGGCUUCUACGGAGUCCUGUACCUGUUCAGCUUCCUGACCGUGGGCUUCUUCUGCUCCACGCUGUGGGCUUGGUCCGACUCCUGCACCACGGACUCGUUCCUGUGGAGCUUCGCGCUGUUCGGUGCGUGUUUGGGUCAGCUGCUGCACGUCUCCUACCGGCUGAGGAGCGUCUCCUUCGAGAAGGACUUCCAGGAGCUGUACGCCUGCGUGUUCAAAAAGCUCGGGGUGUCGCUCACGCACUUCGGGAAGAUCGUGGCCUGCUGUGACGCAGAGGUCCACAGCUUAGAGAAGGACCACUGCUUCGCCGUGGAGGGGAAAACGGCCAUAGACAAGCUGUCCGUGCUCCUGUCAGGCAGAAUCAGUGUGACGGUAAACGGAGAGUUUCUUCAUUACAUCUACCCGUUCCAGUUCCUGGACUCACCUGAGUGGGACUCCCUCAGACCGUCAGAGGAGGGAAUAUUCCAGGUGACCCUGCGUGCUGAUAACCCCUGCAGAUACGUGUCGUGGAGGAGGAAGAAACUUUAUCUGCUGUUCGCAAAGCAUCGCUACAUAGCGAAGAUCUUCGCCCUGGUUGUGCGUAACGACAUUGCAGAGAAGUUGUUCUCUCUGAACGACAAAGCCUUCGACAGCUCGGGACACCGCUACGAUCUCCGCUUGCCCAGCUUCUGUCACAUGACCACGACGGACUUAGAAAAAACAGAUGUCUUCUUGCAAGUCCCGACGCAGGGAGAAAGGACGAGAAACAUGGAGCCUCCGGACUUUGAGGCUAUGAACUUCACGGUGGAUCCGGGUCCGCCGGGUUACCCUCUGUGUGAGGGGUGGAAGGAGGGCGCGGAAGAUGCCGUGUUCCACCUCUCCAACAUCCUCCUCUUCCUCGGCUUCAUGGGGGGCAGCGGCUUCUACGGAGUCCUGUACCUGUUCAGCUUCCUGACCGUGGGCUUCUUCUGCUCCACGCUGUGGGCUUGGUCCGACUCCUGCACCACGGACUCGUUCCUGUGGAGCUUCGCGCUGUUCGGUGCGUGUUUGGGUCAGCUGCUGCACGUCUCCUACCGGCUGAGGAGCGUCUCCUUCGAGAAGGACUUCCAGGAGCUGUACGCCUGCGUGUUCAAAAAGCUCGGGGUGUCGCUCACGCACUUCGGGAAGAUCGUGGCCUGCUGUGACGCAGAGGUCCACAGCUUAGAGAAGGACCACUGCUUCGCCGUGGAGGGGAAAACGGCCAUAGACAAGCUGUCCGUGCUCCUGUCAGGCAGAAUCAGUGUGACGGUAAACGGAGAGUUUCUUCAUUACAUCUACCCGUUCCAGUUCCUGGACUCACCUGAGUGGGACUCCCUCAGACCGUCAGAGGAGGGAAUAUUCCAGGUGACCCUGCGUGCUGAUAACCCCUGCAGAUACGUGUCGUGGAGGAGGAAGAAACUUUAUCUGCUGUUCGCAAAGCAUCGCUACAUAGCGAAGAUCUUCGCCCUGGUUGUGCGUAACGACAUUGCAGAGAAGUUGUUCUCUCUGAACGACAAAGCCUUCGACAGCUCGGGACACCGCUACGAUCUCCGCUUGCCCAGCUUCUGUCACAUGACCACGACGGACUUAGAAAAAACAGAUGUCUUCUUGAUGUCCUCUACCCCGGAGCUGCCCCCCCUCCUCUUCGCCACGCUGCUGCCCCUCCCCUCGGCCUCUUCCGAAGUGGAACAAAAUGUCACCUCCUGCCAGGAGUGGGAGCAGGCCCACCACCUCCUCUUCCAUCUGGGGAACCUGUCCCUGCUGCUGGGCCUGGUCAUCCCCACCACGCUGAGCCUGCACAUGAUCCUGCUGCGCCUGCUCCUCAUGACAGGAUGUGGUCUCUUCAUCGCCUGGGCAGCUCUGUACAGGUGUAACCUGGACGUGAUGGUUUGGAACGUGGUGUUCCUGGUGGUGAACUUCAUGCACCUGUUCUUCCUCCUGUACAAACGCAGACCUAUAAAGAUCGACAGGGACCUGCGCCCGGUCUACAGGAGGAUGUUCGAGCCCCUCCACGUGAAGGAGGCUCUGUUUCAGAGGCUCACAGGACAGUUCUGCAUCAUCCAGACCCUGGAGAAAGGUCAGGCCUACGCUGCAGAGGACAAGACGUCGGUGGAUGAACGGCUCAGUAUCCUUAUCAAAGGAAAGAUGAAGGUUUCCUACAGAGGUCACUUCCUUCACAACAUCUACACAAACUCGUUCAUCGACUCUCCGGAGUUCAGGUCCACUGAGAUGCACAGAGGAGAGAAGUUCCAGGUGACCAUCUUGGCCGAGGAUAAAUGUAAGUUCCUGUGCUGGUCUCGAGAAAGACUCACAUACUUCCUGGAGUCGGACACCUUCCUCAACGAGGUGUUCAGGUACCUGAUCGGGAAAGACAUCACCAACAAGCUGUACUCUCUGAACGACCCCACACUCAGCGACAAGGCCGUGAAGAAGAUGGACCGGCAGCCCAGCCUCUGCUCCCAGCUCUCCAUGAUGCAGAUGAGGAACAGCAUGGCAAGCACCAGCGACACCGACGACGUCCUCAACCAGAUCAUGCAAAGAGGAUCGGCCGGGUCAUCGAUCCAAAAAUCACCCGGAACCAGAGCCUCCGCCAAGAUGAAGCCCAUAGCAGAAGGCCUGGAGGACGAUGUUUUUGAAGAAUCUGCUCCUUCCAAGUCCGCUCACAUGGGCAGCACCUCCAGUGAGGAGGUGUAGACCGCACACAGCAGAGAGAACAACCCAGGAAUGAGAUUUUUAUGGAUGUAUGUGCCUUUGUUUUUGGGCUGAUUCAGCACCAUUUGAAUGUCAAAAAUAUGAUAAUUUAGAAUGUUUUCAUCAGUUUGUCCACCAGAGGGCGCUAGAAAGAAGCAUUUUGACCUCUCAGGGCGCGGUCACACUGGCAAGCCGUACCGUGGCUCCUCCUCCCCAGCCUUCACGGCCUGCGGUCACACUGCUCCAGGACUAACCGGGCCUAAGCACAGUCACCUCUUGUACAUAACGUCGUAAUACAGCACAUGCAUUACGGCUUAAUGUUAUUAUGAAGCGUGCUUAGUUUACAAGAUAGGCAGACUCGAGGGUACGGAUUGCGAGUGUGACCGCGCCCUCAGAAAUAUGUGAAAUAACUCCAACUUCUCCACGCACUAUGAUGUCAUCGUUGCACAUUGUAUGAUAAGAUUUUGAAAAUUCGCAUUUCUAAUCAAAUGCUAAAAAACUCAAAUAUUUGGUAUUGGUUGUUUCAAGUGCAGCUUUAACUUCUCAGAUAUCUGUGUUGGAAUCUCUUUAAAGAAUAAUUUAUCUAUGGAGCUCAACUUGUCCAAACAGACAGGACUGGGCGGUUUCCUCUCUGUGAAUUUAUUUUAUUAGUCAUAAUAUAAAAAUAUAGAUAUAGAUAUAAAUAUACAUUUUACUAUUUCAUGCACAAAGUCACACGUGUCACGACUUUCAUAGAUGUCUUUGUAAGUGAGGAUUUCCCCUUUAGAGAUAUUUUAUUUAAGAACAUACUCUUUUUUUUAAAUCAGUGCACUUGUGUGUUUAAUAAAAACAUUUACAGAUGUGUCUCGCUGUUUGAUGUGUUCUUAAAGUUUUCAGGAGUUCUGUUUUUAUUGUGAUUUCAUUGUUGUAUAACAUUAAAUACAAAUGUGACCAGUCA